Molecule: messenger RNA, 2667 nt
Organism: Apaloderma vittatum (bar-tailed trogon)
Lineage: Eukaryota; Metazoa; Chordata; Aves; Trogoniformes; Trogonidae
Gene: CPS1
Product: carbamoyl-phosphate synthase 1, mitochondrial
Exons: 22
Biological process (GO): L-glutamine metabolic process
Cellular component (GO): cytoplasm
Molecular function (GO): metal ion binding; ATP binding
Source: RefSeq, a predicted model, not a curated record
GCAUUUGCAAUGACUAACCAAAUUCUGGUGGAAAAGUCGGUUGUUGGCUGGAAGGAGAUAGAGUAUGAAGUUGUGAGAGAUGCUGCUGAUAACUGUAUUGCUGUCUGCAAUAUGGAAAACAUUGAUGCUAUGGGAGUCCACACAGGAGAUUCUGUUGUAGUGGCUCCAAGCCAGACACUCACUAACGAGGAGUUUCAGAUGCUGAGGGAUCGUGCCAUCAAAGUUGUCCGACAUUUGGGCAUCGUGGGAGAGUGUAAUAUCCAGUUUGCUCUGCAUCCAACUUCGCUGGAGUACUACAUCAUUGAAGUUAAUGCCAGACUCUCGAGAAGUUCAGCUUUGGCCUCCAAGGCGACAGGGGAUCCAUUAGCAUUCAUUGCUGCCAAAAUUGCCUUGGGGAUCCCCUUGCCAGAAAUCAAGAAUGUGGUGACAGGAAAAACCUCUGCCUGCUUUGAGCCGAGCCUGGAUUACGUUGUUACCAAGAUACCUCGCUGGGAUUUGGACCGUUUCCAGCAUGUGUCCAACCAGAUUGGAAGCUCCAUGAAGAGUGUGGGAGAGGUCAUGGCUAUUGGACGCACUUUUGAAGAGAGCUUCCAGAAGGCCCUGAGGAUGUGCCACCCAUCUGUAGAUGGCUUCACUUCACGUCUGCCCAUGAAUAAAGCCUGGCCAGCCAUCACAGAUCUCCAGAAGGAUCUCUCUGAGCCAUCCAGCACUCGGAUAUAUGCGAUAGCCAAGGCCUUGGAAAACGGAGUCCCCACAGAUGUCAUUCACAAACUCACAGCCAUUGACAAAUGGUUCCUGUAUAAGAUGCGCAGCAUUGUGGACAUGGAGAAGAUGCUGAAGGAAGCAAACAGUGAAACAGUUCCAGAAGAGAUACUGAGGAGAGCCAAAAAGAUGGGAUUCUCAGACAAACAAAUUGGGAAGUGCUUGGGACUGACUGAAGUCCAGUGCCGGCAGCUGAGACUGAGGAAGAAUAUAGUGCCCUGGGUGAAACAGAUCGACACGCUGGCAGCAGAAUACCCAGCAGUAACUAAUUACCUCUAUGUCACAUACAACGGGCAGGAACACGACGUAAAAUUUGAUGACUGUGGAGUGAUGGUGUUGGGCUGUGGACCAUAUCACAUAGGCAGCAGCGUGGAGUUUGAUUGGUGUGCUGUCUCCAGUAUCCGCACGCUGCGUCAGCUUGGCAACAAGACCGUCGUAGUGAAUUGCAACCCGGAGACGGUGAGCACAGAUUUUGAUGAGUGUGACAGACUGUACUUUGAGGAGCUGUCAUUGGAAAGAAUCCUGGACAUCUACCAAUAUGAGGGAUGCAGUGGUUGCAUUGUUUCUGUAGGUGGGCAGAUUCCCAAUAACUUAGCAAUGCCACUGCACCGGAGUGGAGUGAAGAUCCUUGGCACAAAUCCCUUGCAGAUUGACCGGGCUGAAGAUCGCUCCGUGUUCUCAGCUGUUCUAGAUGAGCUGCACGUGGCCCAGGCUCCCUGGAAGGCCGUCAGCACACUCAGAGAUGCGGUUGAAUUUGCAAGAUCUGUGAGUUACCCGUGUUUGCUGAGGCCUUCCUACGUUCUGAGUGGGUCUGCGAUGAAUGUAGCAUUCACUGAAGAGGAAAUGAAGAAGUUCUUAGCAGAAGCCACGAGAGUCUCUCAGGAUCACCCUGUGGUACUCACUAAAUUUAUUGAAGAUGCGCGUGAGGUAGAAAUGGAUGCUGUAGCCAAGGCAGGAAGAGUUAUUUCACAUGCUAUUUCAGAGCACGUGGAGGAUGCAGGCGUUCACUCUGGAGAUGCCACCCUCAUGUUACCCACACAGACUGUUAGCCAGGGAGCCUUGGAGAAGGUAAAAGCUGCUACAAAAAAGAUUGCAAAUGCCUUUGCCAUCUCUGGUCCGUUCAACAUUCAGUUCUUGGUGCGACGCAACGAUGUGCUGGUGAUAGAGUGCAACUUGCGGGCUUCACGCUCCUUUCCCUUUGUAUCAAAGACUCUGGGUGUGGACUUCAUUGAUGUAGCCACAAAAGUGAUGAUUGGAAAAGAGGUUAAUGAGUCAUCCCUUCCCACAUUGGAACGUCCCAUAAUUCCAUCCCAGUAUGUUGGGAUUAAGGCCCCGAUGUUUUCUUGGUCCCGGCUCAGAGAUGCUGACCCUGUCCUCCGAUGUGAAAUGGCCUCUACUGGGGAGGUCGCGUGCUUCGGGGAGGAUGUGUACUCUGCCUUCCAGAAGGCGAUACUUGCCACGGGGUUUACAUUUCCAAAGGAAGGAAUUUUGAUUGGAAUCCAGAAGUCCUUCCGCUCCAGAUUCCUCAGUGUAGCAGAACUACUGCAUGAGGAAGGUUUUAAGCUUUAUGCCACACAAGCAACCUCAGACUGGCUCAACGCUAAUGGUAUCCCGGCAACUGCUGUGGCCUGGCCAUCGCAGGAAAGCCAGAGCUGGAGCCUCCCUCCGAUCAAGAGGCUGGUAAGGGAUGGGAAAAUAGAUCUGGUGAUUAACCUGCCUAACAGCAACACCAAGUUUGUCCAUGACAAUUAUGUGAUCCGGAGGAUGGCUAUUGACAGUGGGAUUGCUCUGCUCACUAAUUUCCAGGUGACAAAGCUUUUUGCUGAAGCUAUCAAAUACUCUGGGAAAUUGGACUCCAGGAGUCUCUUCCACUACAGACAGUUUGACAAUGGAAACACUGCAUAG